Messenger RNA from Bufo gargarizans (Asiatic toad), 903 nucleotides. RefSeq names its product taste receptor type 2 member 41-like. Gene Ontology annotation, cellular component: membrane. Bases 1 to 903 code for a protein of 300 amino acids. Gene Ontology annotation, molecular function: G protein-coupled receptor activity; bitter taste receptor activity. The record is from RefSeq and is a predicted model, not a curated record. The transcript has a single exon. NCBI's taxonomy places the organism in Eukaryota, Metazoa, Chordata, Amphibia, Anura, Bufonidae. Gene Ontology annotation, biological process: sensory perception of taste; G protein-coupled receptor signaling pathway; detection of chemical stimulus involved in sensory perception of bitter taste.
AUGAUGACAGCUCUGGGGGUUUUCUGGCUGAUCCUCCUAAUUCUCACUGGGAUGUCUGGGACCUUCCUAAACUCAUUGGUUGUGGUCAUGUGUUUUGGCCUCUGGAGGAGGAUGAGUGAUUUGUGCAAUUUUAAUGGCAUUCUGCUGAUUAUUGGCCUUGUAAACCUCUUCUACCAAUGGUGCCUGACACUCGAUAAUGUCUUCAAAUAUUCUGACAUCUAUGAAACUUUUGACAAGAGAUUGUGCCUCUGUCUCUUCUACCUCCAGUUCACACUGGUUGGAGUCAGUCUGUGGAACACCGCCUGGCUGGCCAUAUUCUACUGUGUCAGGCUACUCAACUACUCCCACUGGCUGUUCCUCCAGGUGAAAGAGAAGUUCUCGUCCUUUUUACCUCAGCUGAUGGUGGGUUCAGUACUUUGGUCAGCAUUUAUUACCAUGCCGCUGUUCUGGGAGACUACCAUGGAAAUCGCUCAAAAUCAAACCGAAAAACGAAAUGUCUGCCAUUAUAACGUGAAUGCUUAUUACAUCAUCCUCAGGCCAACACUUGGAUUUUGCAUUCCUUUUCUUCUGACUUGUCUCUCCAUUGGGCUCAGUGUCAGGACUUUGGUGAGACACAUCAACAGGAUGCGCAAAUUCCACAUCACGUCUCCCCAGCUCCAAGGACAUUUCCGGGCCGCCAAGGUAAUGGUCACACAUGUGUACUUAGAAAUAUCCUUCUCUGUUGUUAUAAUAAUCCGAACCUGUACAUUGAGGUCAAACUCUAUCAUUGAAGGCAUCUACUGGGCCAAUAUCCUCCUCUACCCAACUUCUCAAGCUCUUAUUUUAAUCUUUGGAAAUCCAAAUUUAAAGAGGAAACUAUUUGCUUGUCUCACAUUAUGGAAAUGUCUGGAGAAUUGGAUGUAA